Molecule: messenger RNA, 5942 nt
Organism: Mercenaria mercenaria
Lineage: Eukaryota; Metazoa; Mollusca; Bivalvia; Venerida; Veneridae
Product: emopamil-binding protein-like
Exons: 6
Coding region: 293-1009 (238 amino acids)
Biological process (GO): sterol metabolic process
Cellular component (GO): endoplasmic reticulum; membrane
Molecular function (GO): cholestenol delta-isomerase activity
Source: RefSeq, a predicted model, not a curated record
CUAUUAAGUGAAAAGCAGGGAGAGUCAGUUUAAAGAUUUUGGUAUUAUUUUCGAAUAAUAGAAAGGCUAAUAUACUUCGAAACAACCAGCUUGUUAAACACCACUGGGAAAUCCAAGUUUUUACAUUAUUGCUAUUUUUUUAUUUUAUCACUUUUUUUUUUUUAGAAAAGCUUCAAGUAUAAUUCACGAAUAUUUGGCUGUCUUAAAGUUUGUACUUAUUAUAUUCGUACCUUUCCCAAAUAGUAAAUAUUUUAUCUGUCUAGAAACAAAAUUGCAUAAAGCUUUAUAUCACAUGUCAGUCAUGUACAAUUCAACUGAGGAAGUAGAGCCACAGAUGUCAACAGUGUCAGUAGUCUCAUUGUUGCUGACAGCUGUAUAUAUGCUUAUAGGAUGGGUGUUUGCGACACUCAACAGAGGCAGAGUGUCCAGAGAUGACUACUGGGUGUUGGUCUGGCUUGUCUAUGAUGUUCUCAUACAUAUUACUUUAGAAGGCUCAUUUGUUGUUAUCUCCCUUGUCAGCACAGUACAGGAAAGUGAUCAUUUUACUGCCCAGCUUUGGAAGGAAUAUGCUAAGGCAGAUGCUCGCUGGGGUGUAUCUGAUCCAACUAUAGUCUCCCUAGAAAUACUCACUGUUACCAUUGUAGUGGUAUUUGCAGUAAUGCUCAUCUAUGCUAUAGUGAAGGAUCGUUAUUACAGACAUUUCUUGCAGAUUAGUUUGUGCGUAUGUGAGCUUUAUGGAGGUUGGAUGACAUUUUGUCCUGAGUGGUUGACAGGCAGCAAGUAUUUGAGAACAGAUAACUGGUUACAUUUGUGGGUCUACCUUGUUUUCUUCAACAUGCUAUGGGUGGUGAUACCAUUACUACUGCUGUGGCAGUCUUGGUUUGCUAUGAAGGGCGGGUUUGGAGAAGACGGGGCAUUAAUAGAAGAGGUGACAACAACAACAACAAAUACAGUGAGAACCUACAAUAAAGUACCAAAGGACAGACCGAUAAAUUUUAAACGAGAAUAGAAUAUAUUAAGAAACUGCUGUCCUUCAGAACCUUGUAUGUCAGUUUUGGUCAUUUUUCAGGAGACAGAAAAAGUAUAUACAGUGUUCUGAAAAAUCAUUUCCAUUUCUUCACUGUACUUUAGACUCAAUCAAAAGCAAUUACAAUUGCUUCGGUGUAAGGAUUACUUCAAUAUUUCCCAUCAUUUGCCUUAUGUUGCAUUGGUUACACCAGUUGAUUCAGGAAAACAAGUAAAAUUCUGUGAAGACUGUUCAUAUGUAACUUUUUAAUAUUAAAUCUCCAGUUUAGUGAAGGAAGUUUCUGGCAUUUGUUAUUGCUCAACCUUUAGCACAGUUGUCUGUCCGUUACUUAUUGAUUCUGGUUUAGGGAUAAAUAUAAAUUUGUAUAGUUGUUACUUCAUGUUAAUUGAAACAAACUAGGUGCGAAAUUGUUUUUAGUUGAUAAAAAGCGGAAAGGUUAACUUAGUGUCUGUCUAAAGGAAAUGUGGAUGCUAUGAAAACAGAAAUGACUGUUUACAAGACUUAGUAUGAUUGAUGUCAAAAUAGAAAAUGUUGUACAUGGUUGUUACUGUUUAUUUUGAUGCAAGAUGUAUGGUAUUACAAGUUAUAGUGAUUUAUACUUUUCUUACAUACAAUUGUCUGUUGAAAUAAAUGUAAUAAAAUCUAAGAAUAUUUUUCGAAAAUAAACAUCAAACAAAACAUUUCAUGUCUGAAUUUUGGACUUUAUAUAAGUCUUUUUAGUAAUUAUGUAAUAAUUUAUGUGCUGAAUUGAAAAUUUAAGAAAACUGAAUUAGUUUAUCAUAAAAUUCAUUAUAGUUUGUUUUGGUAGGUUGUAAACUUAAUAAUAUUCAGAUGUGAAUGAAAAUAUUUUAUGUUCAUUUUUUAUGAUAGAAACUGUUUAAAACACUUCUUUCAAAGAGUGAACCUUAAAGUAUGUACUAUGUUAUGGAGCAAAGUCAACACAGUUGAUUUAAAUUUGUUUAAUAGUAAGUGAUGCUUGACAUGUUCUUAAUUCAGCAGAUACGAAUGAUCAGACAUCAAGAAAGAACAAAUUCAUCACUUUGAACAGAUCUAUUCCCUUGGUGCCAUUCACCUAAAGUAGAUUUUUAUAAAAGAUAGUGCACGAAUGCUGGAAAGAAUAUUUUGAAUGAAAGGAUUUUCUAUGUUUUGGUCAAGUCGACUAUAAAACAGAAGGCGAGUCAGAAAAUAUGAUAAAUUUGUCUUCACUUUAUUCUGAAACACAGAAAUUAAGUCUUUUAUCAAAAGAUGAAUUAUGCAUUGUGUUCAAUGAUACAAAAUACCAACUGUCUGAUAGUUACCAACUCCAGUAUUUUUGCAGAACUAAGUACCACUAAAGAAGUGCAUCACCAGAACAGACAUACAAGGUUAUAAUAGUGAUGUUAAGGAAUAGCUCAAGUAUCUCGUAACCAUAUUUGCUUACCAUUGUAUAAAUUAUCAAAAGUUUCUAAAAGACUGCAUAUUUGUGCUAAAAUUGAUUGCAGUUAGUUUUGCAUAUCAUGUAAGUUAUCAUGUUGUGUAUUGAAAUUUAUUAACAGUGAUAUUUAUACAUGUACAUCCAUAUUAGAGGUUGAAUAUAUUUGCAAAAAUAUUUACUCAUGCUAGAUUUGUAGUCAUCCAUAAAAUAUUUGCACCAUAACUUUAGAAUAUUCUUUGUUUUGUUAUUUUCAGAUAUGUGUUAAACAUGACAAUUUUUGUAUCUUAUUUGCACAAAUCUCUCUUAUAUUCACUGUUUAUUGCCGUUAAACAGUAUAAUAUGUGGUACCCAUGACACUUUCCUGCUGAAGAUAUCUCUGUUUAUAGUAAAAGUAUGAGACAACUUGAUAUUUCGGUCCAUAUGCAAUAUACAGACUGUAUAGUAGAACAAAAGUGCGACAUAGUUUCUAACAGUUUUUGUCUGACUGCCAAGUGUGUUAACUUGCUAAAGGACCUCAUUGUCAUGUAUUAUAUUUUGUUUGUUUUCAUUGUUAGUUGUUAAGAAAUUGACUUUGUCAUACAAAAUUCUGUCACAUGUAUGUUAAGACCAUAUGUUCUGCAUUCUUCUUACAUUCGAAAUUACUCAAUUUUCUGUAUUCUAGGAAACUGUCUUUUUCUCAAUGAAUCAUGAAAUUGUUUUGACACUAUUCAGUUCAUUUAAGAUGUUAAUUAUUAUUCAGGUGUAGGACAGUAUUAAAACUUGUCAUAUUUUCACCAAGAGCAACUUCAUGUCAGUGUUCUGUAAGGCAGCAGCUAGUCUCAUGAGAAUUAGAUAAGAUGGUGCCUAUGCAAUAUUUUUGUUGAAAAUGAAGAAUAUUUUACUAUGUACACCUAAAUGUUUGUCAGAAUGUUUAUAGAAAUGUAUAUUCAAUAUAAUUCUUUAUUUCUCGCAUAAACCAAAGGUUUAGGUGAGCUGUUAGAACUGGUGGAUUGUCUGGCAUCCACAUUUGGUUUGUUAACACUCUAGAGGUCACAAUGUUUGCCCUGUUUGAAUGAAACCUGGUUAGAAUGUUUGUCUUCAUAAAACUUCUGGGGGGAUUGAAAUUGGUCAUCUGUGGUAAAAAAAACUAGGUUAUAUCAUAGACAGUCAUUGUUAACACUCUUAAGGCCAUAUUUUCUACCUGAUCUUCAUGAAAUCUGGUCAGACUGUUGUCUUGGUGAAAUCUAUGUCAAAUGUGAAACAAGGAAAUCUUGGUUUAAAACUAGGUCAGUUUGUGAAAUCGUAGGAAAAAAAUGUUUACACUCUACAAGUGGUAUUGUUUACCUGAUCAUUGUGGAACCUGGUCAAAAUUUUUCUUUUUGUGAAGUGAAGUCAGUUUUGAAACUGGGUCAUUUUGGAUUAAAAAUUAGGUCAUGAGGUUAGGUCAUGUAAGGACCUUGUUAACUCUCUAUAGGUAAAUUUUCUACCUGAUUUUUAUAAAAGCUGCUCAGAAUGAUUGCCUUAAUGAAAUCAAAACCAUUUUGAAACUGUCAUAUGGGGUCAAAAACUAGGUCAAAUAAUAGGAUUAUGUUUUAACUCUAUAUGUGGCCCAGGGGUCUAGUGGUAACACACUUGACUGUCAAUCCAGAGGUACAGGGUUCGAAUCCUGGACCAGGCACUGAGUGUCUCCCACCUUACUUAGAGGCCUGUACUGGUUUUUCCCAGGUAAGACAGUUUCAUGUGUAUUGGUGCUAUACACCGGGCACAAUUAAAAGAACCAGACUGUCUUUUCGCAAAGAGCUAGGCUAAAUUAGCUGGACAGGCCUUAUCAAACAAGGAUUUCUUUCUGUUCUGGGGGGGGGCUUCAUUUCAUUCGCACCCUGAAUGGCUCCGUUUGCGCUUUGUGAAGCGCAUUUGAAAGUGUUUAUCAUGAAAAGAGCGCUCUAUAAAUCUGGUAUAAUAGUAAUAACUGUGCUUGAUCUUCAUUAAAGCUGGUCACACUGUUUGUCUUUAUGAAAUCAAGACCAGUUUGAAACUGGGUCAUAUGGUCAAAAACAAAGUCUCUGAAAAACUUCAUUUACACAUUCUAGGUGAUGUUUCUACCGGAUUUUUAUGAAGGUAAAAAUGUUUUUAUGCAGUCUAGCUUCAGUUGGUGAUAAAGUAGGUCACUAAGCUGAAACAUAGAAAAACCUUGUUAACACUCUUGAAGUUGUAUUUUCUAAAUGAUUUUUGUGAUACUUUGUCAGAAUAUUCAUUUUUUAUGAAGUGUAUGUCAGAUUUGAAACAGGAUCUUCCGGCAUAAAAAAAUUUAGCUCACUAGGUCAAAUCAUAGACAUAUUUUUAACACUUCAUAGAAGCCGUGUUUUCUUCUUCAUCUGUACGAAACCUGUACAGAAUGUUGUUUAUGAAAUCUAGGACGUACCCAAAACUUGGUCAUCAUGACAUAAUAUUCAAGGUCAAAGAGUUAAGAUCGGGUCAACAUUGCCCUCUUGUUUAAAGUACUCGUCUAAAUGUGACAAGUUUAAAAAUAUGUUAAAGGUGAUCUUUGUUCAUCUUUCACUAAAAAUGAAAGUUCUUACAAUUUUUUGAAAAAAAAAAUGUUUUAAAACUGGAGUUAUGGCCCUUGUAAGCUAUGCUGCCUUUAUACUGUGAUAAGAGUAUUAUAAUACUAUAAUGUAAUAGCCAGAGAUUAAUAACAUAUUUCCUAGAAAAAUAAUUAUUGUUUUAUGAUAAGAGAUACAAAAUACAUGUAUGUGUAAAGUUAUUUUGGAGCUUCUAAAUUAGUUAUGUAUUGCUAUUGGCCUGAAUAGGGGAUAUUUUGCAACGAUCUGAGACUGCCAUAUUUUAUACUUAGGGCAUUCACUUUGUGAAAGACAUUUCGAUCUUUCACUGAAACAAAAUUAUACCAAAUUUAUACCUCAUAAUUUACAAUUUCACAUUAUUUGCUCAGAAUGGCAGCAGUAUAACAUCUUUUUUGAGAAGAUAUAUGUAUAUAAAUAUUAAGGUUGUGGCUUUCAUGUAUUUUCUAUCACAUGUGAGUUUUACAUAUCAGGUAAAUACACAGGCAAUGAUUGUGACUUCCAUUAUUGUGUUGCAAAACAGUUUAUAGAGUAACAGAUGUAGUGAAUCAAUAUAGUCAAAUUACUGUAGAUAUAGAAACCAAAUAAUUACACCAAACUGGACUUUUCAUUCAUAUACCCAUGCCUGCACUAGUGACCACUACGGUAGCAUUUGACAUUUACUUGUGUUUAAAAUCUCUAAAUUUAAAUCAGUUGUUUGCAAACACUGCGGGCUCAUAAUGCUACUGUCCUAUAUUGUGUCUUGUUUCUUUAAAGAUCGAACUAACCGUCUCUUGGAAACAUACUUGAAAGACUAGAACAUACACAAGACACACCAAUAUGAGUAGUUUUGAUGUAGUUUGCGGCAUGCAGUCCUGCAUGCAAAAUUUGCUUUUGUGUGAUACAGCUUUUACAGGAAUGUUAUUUUAUAUAUCGGCUUACGAAAUAAAACUUACAAAAUAUU